Molecule: messenger RNA, 969 nt
Organism: Zychaea mexicana
Lineage: Eukaryota; Fungi; Mucoromycota; Mucoromycetes; Mucorales; Lichtheimiaceae
Product: CRAL-TRIO domain-containing protein
Exons: 5
Coding region: 1-969 (322 amino acids)
Molecular function (GO): phosphatidylinositol transfer activity
Source: RefSeq, a predicted model, not a curated record
AUGAACGUGUUCCGACUGAAAUCAAGUGCCAACUCAAAUAAAACCAACGGUACGCAGUCGAAGGCGUCGAGUAUCUCGGAGAGUGUGCCGGUCACCCACGAGCCGUUGCUGUCACCGCCAGCCGAUUAUUCACCCAGCUUGCAGCCUGCGCUGGACGAGUCGCAGCAGGACAAACUUGAAAAGCUACGAACGUAUAUUCAGAGUAUCAUGCUGCCAGAGGACCACGAAUACUAUGCUAGCGAGAAGGGUUUUGUCACCGAUGGCACGUUGAAGCGAUAUUUGCGUGCUCGUAAAUGGGAAUAUGAGGCCUCUAAAACCAUGUUGGAGAACACUGUUCGAUGGCGCCGUGAUUACCGGCCCGACGAGUUAGACCCGGACUAUAUUAAGCCUGAGGCUGAAACGGGUAAGAUGUAUUUCGAUGGUUUCGAUAACGCUGGUCGACCCAUCUGGAUCAUGCGACCUAGACAACAAAACUCCAAAGAUGCCGACCGCCAGGUCAAGCAUAUCGUGUUUUGUCUGGAACGCGGUAUUCGUCUUAUGCCGGCCAAGGUCGAAAACAUUGCGAUCAUUGUGGACUUUAAAGACUCUGCUUACGCGCACAAUCCCAGUAUUGCCACUUGCAAAAAGUUCUUGGAUAUUUUGAGCAACCAUUAUCCUGAAAGACUCGGUAUUGCAUUUGUUGUCAAGUCGCCAUGGUUUUUCUUCACGACAUUCAAGAUGAUUUCACCCUUUAUGGAUCCCGUGACCAAGGCUAAAAUCAAAUUUGUUCACGAUGAGGACAAGAAAGGUGGCAAGGAAGAUACCAAGGGGAUGAGCAACGAAUGGGUGAAUUUGAAGGAUUAUGUCCCCAAGGACAUGCUCGAAUGCGAAUACGGCGGAACAUACAACUUUUCGUACGACGUCGACUCGUACUGGAAUGCUCUCUUGGAGCAUACGGGCAAACCAUACAAGGUUAUAGAUUACAUGUAA